CAAAAAUCACUCUCAGCAAGGUGUAAAAUUAAAUCAAAACUACAUUUAAACAAACUGAGAAGAGAAUUUUCAUGCUUCUUAUUUCUUAACUAGUACGGAAAGUACCACUUUUCCGCACGCGAUUGCAGUUGACUGAACGACGCGUAGAGGAGUUUGGCCAAGAAAACAAGUGAAGAAAAGAGACUUUUCGGACUAGUCCGGAAAAAUCAUUAGGAAAAAUGGUACUUUGACGAUUUAAAAUGAGUGCAGAAAAGGAAAAAAUCGCAAAAAAAUGUGGAACGCUUCACGAUUUUGCGUGUCAUCCUUGCGCAGGGGCCAUGCUAAUCUUCUCUGUAUCGUUCCAAUUUUAGUAUAUGUACCGCCGAAGCGAGUACAAUUAUCGAAAUUUGGAACUCUUAUUUAAACUCAAAUCAGCACUUUUAACACCGGUAUGAUGUACUGGGAAAUAAUAACAUCAGCGCCAUCUAUGAACUUAGAUUCAAAAGAAUUAUCGAGUAGAAAUGUGUGUAUGUCUUUGUCUUGUCCAUGCAGUUAAGCAGAGACAGCAACAAAAACACAUUGUUCAAUGUUGUCAGAUUUUCCAAACCCAAAAAUGACAUGUUAUUUUGUCAGGUUGUUUAAAAAAGGGUUUAUUGAAUAAGUUCCCUUUGGCCCAACAAAAAUAAAAUAAACCUAAUGAAUUUAGUUUAAAUUUAACUAAUAAUCAAAUAACAGUGCUUAAGUAACAUCCAGGACUUAGAAAUGGCUGAUUUCAUCGAUUCUGAAGCGGAAGUAAGCAGCGAGGAGGAGGAAUUGGAGCCUCAUGAACGUAAAAAACUCAAAAAAGUCAAAGCAAUGGACGAUAGUUCUGAAGAGGAAGAAGAUGAUGAUGAUAGACUGAGAGAAGAUUUGAAAGACCUCAUCGAUGAUAAUCCAAUAGAUGAAAGUGAUGGGGAAGAUUCUGAUGCUUCUGGGCGUCAGAAAAGGAAGAAAUCUGAUGAUGAAGAAGAUUUGGAUGACAGACUGGAAGAUGAAGAUUAUGACUUGUUGGAAGAAAACUUGGGGGUUAAAGUGGAAAGAAGAAAAUUCAAAAGACUGAGAAGAAUUCAAGACGAAGAAAGCGAAGGAGAAGACGAAAACGACGCUGAACAAGACAGAGAACAAAUCGCUAACGAUUUAUUUUCUGAAGAUGAUGAUGAAAGACAUUCUGAACGCAGUCACAGACCAACAGUUGUCGAUCCAGAUCAAUUUGCUGAAGAAGAAGACGAAGGCGAAUACUCAGACGCAGAUGAUUUCAUCGUUGACGACGACGGUAAACCAAUAGCCCGAAAAAAGAAGAAGCCCAUCUUUACUGAUGCUGCUUUGCAAGAGGCCCAAGAAACCUUUGGAGUCGAUUUCGAUUAUGAUGAAUUUUCGAAAUAUGAUGAAUACGAUGAUGAAGAGGAAGAUGAAGAAGAUGAAUAUGAGGAGGACGAAGAAGGCGAAAGAAGACGCCGCCAGAAAAAGGCAGCCAAAAAACGCCCAACCAAAAAGUCAAUAUUUGAAAUCUAUGAACCGUCUGAGCUUAAACGAGGCUUCUUUACUGAUUUAGAUAACGAAAUCCGUAGUACAGACAUCCCAGAAAGAAUGCAACUUAGAGAUGUCCCAUUAACAACAGUGCCUGAUGAUUCAACUGAAUUAGACGAUGAAGCCGAAUGGAUCUACAAACAAGCCUUUUGCAAAAGCACUGUAUCCAAUAUGGACGUAAAUCUGACUCAAGAGGCUCGCGAAAAACAACGCAAAGGCCCCCUAGCUAUAGGCAAAAUAAGAAAAGCUUUAGAAUUCAUGCGCAACCAACAUCUUGAAGUACCUUUCAUAGCCUUCUACAGAAAAGAAUACGUACAGCCUGAACUAAACAUAAACGAUUUAUGGAAAGUUUACAAAUUUGACGCCAAAUGGUGCCAGCUAAAAACCAGAAAGGAAAACUUGUUGAAUCUGUUUGAAAAAAUGCGCUCCUACCAAAUGGAUCAGGUUAUGAAAGACCCUGACGCACCCUUACCCGAUAACUUACGCAUAAUAAAAGACAACGACAUCGAGCGCCUAAAAAACGUCCAAACAGUCGAGGAAUUAAACGAUGUCCAUAAUCAUUUUAUUUUAUAUUACGCAAACGAUUUGCCUGCAAUGCACGCUGCCUGGCGUCUAAAAGAAAAAGAACGCAAAAAGCAACUGAGACGUGAAGCCAGACUAAAAGCUAUUGCUGAAGCUGAAGACGGUGCAGACAUCCCAGAAGAAAUCCCAGACGAAGACCAAGACGACGAACCCGAACCUGAAACAAUCAAAUACGCAAACAGAUCAGGUUCGUAUUCAUUAUGCAGCCGGGCAGGUUUGGAAAGUUUAGCCAAAAGAUUUGGGCUUUCGCCUGAACAUUUUGCCGAAAACUUACGGGACAAUUACCAAAGACACGACGUCGAUCAAGAAGCAGGUGAACCAAACGAAGUUGCUCGACAAUAUGUUUGUCCCAAAUUUCAAACUGUUGAAGAAGUUAUGCAGGCUGCAAAAUAUAUGGUUGCUUUGCAAAUUGCACGGGAACCACUAGUACGCAAGUGUGUUAGAGAGGUAUUUUACGAACGUGCUAAAAUUACUGUUAAUCCAACCAAGAAAGGACAAAAAGUAAUUGAUGAAGCCCAUAAUUGUUUUUCGAUGAAGUAUUUGAAAAAUAAACCAGUAAGAGAUUUGGCAGGGGAUCAAUUCCUUAAGCUAACUUUAGCUGAAGAGGAUCAACUAGUUACAAUUCAAAUAAGUAGUACUAUUGAAGGACAUACAUCUAGUUCUUUUAUAGAUGAAGUCAAGCAAUUAUAUAUUAGAGAUGAGUUUAGUAAAAAUGUACAAGAGUGGAAUAAAGUUAGAUCAGAGUGUGUUGAGCGGGCUUUGACUCGUUGCGUCAUUCCAGACUUACAAGCUGAGCUUAGAAGAGUGCUUUUAGCUGAAGCCAAAGAAUUUGUGCUCAAGGCUUGCUGUAGGAAAUUGUACAAUUGGAUCAAGAUUGCUCCGUAUCAAGUUGAAUUUCCUGAAGAAGAUGAAGACGAAUGGGAUACUAGUAAAGGUAUAAGAGUAAUGGGCUUGGCUUAUGUGCCAGAUUAUUCUCAGUCGGCUUUUACUUGUAUAUCGACUGCAGAUGGUGAUAUUACUGAUUAUUUGAGGUUGCCGCAUAUUUUGAAGCGGAAAAACAGCUGGAAACAGGAAGAAAAGCUGAUGAAGGAAGCGGAUUUGACGGCUUUGAGGAACUUCAUUUACACCAAAAAACCUCACGUUAUCGCAAUAGGAGGCGAAUCCCGAGAAGCCCUAAUGAUUGCCGAAGACCUGCGCGGAAUCGUGAAAGACUUAAUCGAAUCCGACCAAUUUCCGGCAAUCAAAGUGGAAAUCGUCGAUAACGAGCUGGCAAAAGUCUACGCAAUUUCCAACAAAGGAAUCGCCGAUUUCCGAGAUUACCCCGAACUAUUACGCCAAGCGAUUUCAUUGGCCCGUCUAAUGCAAGAUCCACUAAUUGAAUAUUCGCAAAUGUGCAACAGUGACGAGGAAAUUUUGAGUUUAAGAUUCCACAAAUUGCAAGACCAAUUGACAAAAGAGGAACUUUUAGAAGCUUUAUGUUUGGAGUUUGUUAAUAGGACAAACGAAGUUGGGGUGGAUGUUAAUUUGGCUGUACAACAAGCGCAUAAAAGUCAUUUGAUACAGUUUAUAUGUGGUUUGGGGCCUAGAAAGGGACAGGCUUUGUUGAGAAUUUUGAAACAAACCAAUCAGCGCUUGGAAAAUCGUACCCAACUUGUUACAGCUUGUCAUAUGGGACCUAAAGUUUUCAUUAAUUGUUCUGGAUUUAUUAAAAUUGAUACCAACAGUUUGGGCGAUAGUACUGAAGCUUAUGUCGAAAUUCUAGAUGGUUCUAGAGUGCAUCCAGAAACUUAUGAGUGGGCCAGGAAAAUGGCUGUAGAUGCUUUGGAGUAUGAUGAUGAUGAAGGUGCUAAUCCUGCAGGGGCUUUGGAGGAGAUUCUAGAAACUCCCGAGAGGCUAAAGGAUUUGGAUUUGGAUGCUUUCGCUGAGGAAUUGGAGAGACAAGGAUUUGGUAACAAAAGUAUCACCCUCUAUGACAUCAGAGCCGAACUAAACUCCCGAUACAAAGACUUAAGAUCCCCAUUUAGAUCUGCCAAUCCUGAAGAAUUAUUCGAUAUGUUAACCAAAGAAACCCCUGAAACGUUUUACAUAGGGAAACUAGUCCAAGUUUCAGUGGUUGGAAUUGCUCGUAGGAAACCGCAAGGUGAACAGUUAGAUUCAGCCAAUCCUGUGCGUAAUGAUGAAACCGGUCUAUGGCAGUGUCCGUUUUGUUUGAAAAACGAUUUCCCUGAAUUAUCCGAUGUGUGGAAUCAUUUUGAUGCUGGUUCUUGUCCUGGACAAGCCACAGGAGUAAAAUUGAGGCUAGAUAAUGGAAUUUCUGGCUAUAUUUAUAUUAAAAAUUUAAGCGACAAACCUGUUAAUAAUCCUGAAGAACGUGUAGGAAUUGGGCAACUAAUACAUUGUAGAAUAAUCAAAAUCGAUGUAGAAAGGUUUUCAGUUGAUUGCACUUCAAAGUCCAGUGAUUUGGUUGAUAAGAAUCACGAAUGGCGGCCACCCAAAGAUCCUUUUUACAAUCAAGAACAAGAGGAUAAAGAUUUGAGAAUUGAGGCUGAAAAGAGACAAGAAAAGCAAAAGCAAACCUACAUUAAACGUGUAAUAGUGCAUCCAGCUUUUCACAAUAUUUCCUAUAAGGAAGCUGAAAAAUGUAUGGUCAACAUGGAUCAAGGUGAAGUCAUUAUUAGGCCUUCGAGUAAAGGGGCUGAUCAUCUUACAAUCACUUGGAAGGUGGGGGAUGGCAUUUAUCAACACAUUGAUGUCAAAGAAGAAGGCAAAAUUAAUGCCUUUUCUUUAGGGAAGUCUUUAUGGAUUGGUAAUGAAGAAUUUGAAGAUUUAGAUGAAAUACUUGCAAGAUAUGUUACGCCUAUGGCUUCAAAUGCUAGAGAUCUUUUGUAUUUUAGAUAUUAUAAAGAUACUAAUGGUGGUAUGAAGGACAAAGCAGAAGAAGCUAUAAGAGAAGAAAAAAAGAAAAACCCCAACAAAAUCCAUUACGUAGUGAGCGCGGCUAAAAAUUUCCCAGGCAAAUUCCUCCUUUCCUACAUGCCAAGGAAUAAAAUCAGGCACGAAUACAUUACAGUGACCCACGAAGGUUUCAGAUUGAGACAACAAAUGUUUGACUCAGUAGGCUCACUAUUUAAAUGGUUCAAAGAGCACUUUAGAGACCCCAUUCCUGGUGGAACGCCUAGUACUCCUAGAUUGGGCAGUACUUCUAGUAGAACACCUUUUCAAGGAGGCGGUACACCUUAUAACAAUGUCAACUCUGAAGCAAUUCAAAGGGUGGCUCAGAAUUUGCCCAGUCACAUGUUGCAAAGUUUAUCGGCUGUGGCCAAUCAAACACCGCAUUAUCCUCACACCCCUGGAGGAGCUUAUGGGGCUAAUUACGUGACUACUCCUUAUACUCCUAGCAGUCAGACACCUUUUAUGACUCCUUAUGCUACACCUCAUACUCAAACACCAAGUUUUUCUCCCUCUCAACAAUCACAAUCUGGAUUGCCUCAAGGGCAAGGCACGUUUUUGCACCCAGGCUCAGUGACUCCUUCAAAUCAUAGUGUGAGCAGUUCCUACUCUAGAGCCAGUCAACGUAGUCAUAUUUCUUCUAGAAAUCCUCCUAGCAAUAGUGCUGGGUACCAUCACAGGUCUGGUAGUGCUUACGGUAGUACUGCUGAUCAAAUGGAUUGGCAAAAGGCUGCUGAAGCUUGGGCAGCAAAAAGUAAAGGUACUCCAAGAAGUGAAGGUCGUAUUACUCCUAGAGGAUCGACAGGUCAAAGAACGCCUCGGUAUGAUGACAUACAUGCUGAUUUGGAGCGUACCAGAAUGAAAAAUGUAGGCAAGAGUCCUAGGUCUAUGAGAAGCACGACGCCCCUUAGUAUGUCGAUGGGUGAUGCUACCCCUCUUUAUGAUGAGAAUAUUUAAUUAAAUAGGUUUUAUUUGGAUCCUAGUUUUUAAGGCAGUCUUUUUUGUUUAAUAAAGUUUUUUUUUUUAACAA
This is a messenger RNA of Ceutorhynchus assimilis (cabbage seed weevil), 6106 nucleotides long. NCBI's taxonomy places the organism in Eukaryota, Metazoa, Arthropoda, Insecta, Coleoptera, Curculionidae. The record is from the annotation of a GenBank genome assembly.